AUGGAAAGUCAAAGUCCAUGGUUGUUGUUAAAUUGGAGACAAGUUUUUCGCGAGAAAAAAUACCAAAUAAUCUUUAAAGGUAUGUCGCAACAGGAUUACGACAGAUUGAAAAAGAAGCUCAAAGACGCGCUGAACAGAAAGAAGGAGAUCGACCGACAGGUUACUCGUUUGGAAGAAGAUAUCUUUAACAAGGAAACGGCGUAUUUGUCGGAAGGCGCGCAACACGGAAACAUAAUUAAGGGAUUCGAGAACUUUACGAAAACCACAACAUCCACGUCCUCGUCGAGAGGAAAAAAGAUACAGUUUACAGACGAAGACCGCAUAUUUUCGCUCAGUUCGGCCACCUAUGUCCGGCAUUUGAAGAAGAUCAAUAGCGGCCAGAUGCAGGGCACUUUGAAUCCGCUUUUAGCCCAAUAUGACGAUGACGACGAGGAGAGCGAAGAGCUCACCCCACGCAAAAGGAGAACUUAG
Messenger RNA from Ogataea philodendri, 471 nucleotides. RefSeq lists its product as uncharacterized. The record is from RefSeq and is a predicted model, not a curated record. The coding region runs from base 1 to 471 and encodes 156 amino acids. NCBI's taxonomy places the organism in Eukaryota, Fungi, Ascomycota, Pichiomycetes, Pichiales, Pichiaceae. Gene Ontology annotation, cellular component: NuA4 histone acetyltransferase complex. The transcript has a single exon.